Sipha flava (yellow sugarcane aphid) is the source of this 2403-nucleotide messenger RNA. RefSeq names its product transmembrane protein 104 homolog. Bases 724 to 2229 code for a protein of 501 amino acids. The record is from RefSeq and is a predicted model, not a curated record. Lineage: Eukaryota; Metazoa; Arthropoda; Insecta; Hemiptera; Aphididae. The transcript has 11 exons.
UGUAAUCCUUAUCUCUGCAGCUGUUGCGUACGACGUUCGUUCUACAAUACGCGCCGUGCGUCCGGUAAAAUCGCGGAUUCGACUGCGGCGGCAUCUUAAUCAUUUUUGUUUUUUUUUUUUUUUUUUUUCCCCUCCGUCCCGUGUUCUUUUUUUCCCAUCACCGUAAUUUACCAUUAAUUUCCGAUGAUUCAUCGACGCCGCACGAGACACGUUUUGCUUGUUUUUCUACGUCCCGCGACCGCGUCGGUUAUCUCGUGCGCACCGUUCGGCUUCGCGACUAUGCGUGACGUGCGCGCACACAACUGAGUAAUUCACGGUCGUGGGCGGCGACCGCAGUUUCGCAGGUUCGCGCCGAACAAAGGCGAACGCAUUGUUCCCGUUGCCGUCCGUUUUUGGGUGGAUAACGAUAUCUCGUCCAUUGUGUCCGCGUCAACAGCGGCAGCGACGGACCACGUGGAAUUCCGUUCGGGACCGAUCGAAUCGGAAUCGUUUUCUCUCAUGUCACGGCCGACCAAAGAGCCUGUACUCCGAUUCAGUCCGUUGCGGAAUAAACGCGGUUUCAAAUCUUUGCCGCCCGUUAAACGUGUUGGAGGAUCCAGUUGCCCCUGAACAAAUUAGUAAUACUAUUGCUCUGCCCUGACACAAAUCAAUAUAUGUGACGCCACUCGCAUAUGCACCGUAUACAGUGUUUGUAGCGAACCCGUGUUCAACAAUUGCUCAACCAUGAGUUCCCAGUACUCUACGCCAAUUGGCUUGAUCUUUGUUUUCAACCUGAUCAUUGGACCUGGUGCUCUAACAUUGCCUGCGGUUGUUCAACAGUCUGGAUGGUUUCUGAGCAGUAUAUUUAUUGCUACCAUGGCUUUUCUGAGUUAUGUAACAUUCACAUUCGUAAUAGAAGCAAUAACGAUUACAAAUUCUAUUAUUCAGCUCCGUAAGUUAGAAAGGAUGAAAAGUGUUACCAGAGCAUUGAAAUCGUGUAAUGACAUGAUGCCACAAGUAUCUUCGAUAAACUAUGAUAGAAUUUCAGAUGCUAGUACUGACAGUUUUAAUAGUGGUGACGAAGCACCUAUUUUUGACAAUCCGGCAUUGCCUACAUCUAGUUCCUUAAUGGAUUUUCCUCCUGAAUCGGUUAAACUACUCUCACUGGAUAACAGGAUUGAAAUGGGUGAAAUGGUAAAUGUUUUAUUGCCUCCAUUAGCAAGAAUAAUGUUUUUUUUUUCCAUCAGCGGUUAUUUGUUUGGUGAUUUAUCUAUUUACUAUAAAGCUAUUGGACAAUCACUUGUAGACUUUACUUGUAAUCAAAAUGUUACUACUGCGAAUAAUUGGGAUUUGUGCUGGGAAAAUACUUCAUUUACCAGACAUGAAAUUUAUUUAGGCUAUUUAAUGCUGUAUAUCAUAAUAAUAGCACCAUUUACAUUUUUCAAUGCUCAAAAGACUAAAUAUUUACAAAUUGUGGGUUUUUCAAUGCGUGUAAUUGCUAUUAUUACAAUGGUGAUUUUAGCUACCAUGCGACUCAUUUCACCAACCCAAGAACAUGGAAACACACCAGCAGUUAACUUUAAUGCUGUACCACAGUUAAUAGGUGCUUCUAUUUAUGCAUUUAUGUGUCACCAUUCAAUUCCAUCAGUGAUUUCACCAAUAAAAAAGAAAACAAAAAUAUUGCUGAAGGUGGCAGCUAACUUUCUAUUUGUAUAUAUACUAUAUAUGUUUUUGUGUAUGACCGGUGUAUUUGCUUUCCCAAAAGUUGAUGAAUUGUACACAAUCAACUUCACACCAUCACAAGACACUGGCUUAUUUUACAGAUUGAUUGAUUCAAUAUUGGUUCUUUUUCCUGUACUUACAAUCAGUAUUAGCUUUCCAGUUAUUACAAUUACAUUACGGAAUAAUAUUCAAGUGAUGUUUCUAUCAAAUGACUCGCAUUGGAUAUGGAGACGAAUAGUUAUACCAUUGUUUUCAUUGAUUACACCUGUACUUCUAGCUGCAUUUGUAUCGGGCCUUGAAGAUUUAGUGUCAUUUGUUGCUGUUUUUGCGGGUACAGGCAUUCAGUAUGUAACACCCGCACUGUUGAUCAUAGCCGCCCGUGCCGAGAUUCCACAACAAGUGGCUGCGAUAAAAAAUGACCAUUGCUCGCCGUUUAAAUCCAAAUAUUGGGCGCCCGGUAUACUGAUAUGGUCCGUCAUAUGUGUGGGGAUCUUGACCAAUUACCUAAUAAGUAAAGCAUUCCAGUAAUGUUUGAGCACAAAUAAUCCGUGGAUUUUUAGCCUGUUGAUGUAUUUUACAUAAGUAUUUGAUAUUAUAUUAUCCAUUUGUUGAUUAAAAGACUCCAAAUCUGUUAUGCAUGUACAUUUUAACAUGCUAUAACCAUAUAUUUUAAUAAGCAUAUUAUAAUGGGUUCCGUUUGUC